Molecule: messenger RNA, 1084 nt
Organism: Macadamia integrifolia
Lineage: Eukaryota; Viridiplantae; Streptophyta; Magnoliopsida; Proteales; Proteaceae
Product: thioredoxin H4-1
Exons: 7
Coding region: 409-879 (156 amino acids)
Source: RefSeq, a predicted model, not a curated record
AAGGUUUUGUUUAUCUAAAGAUUUGACAGAAAACAGUUGGUUGGUUGAUUGAUUGUUCUGUUAAUUCCCCGCCAUCUUUAUUACGUAAUUGCAUCGUUUUAUGAAAGGACUUAUGGUCAGGAAAUCCAGUUAGAAUUUCGAAUCGCAAAUGAUAAGUUGACGAAUAGACCGAAUUUAAGCGAGUUGGAGUCCUGUUGCAGCUCAAUUGAAUUUCCUAUUGUUCGCGGAAGCCUUUGUCCGGUUAGGGGUGUUUGGUCGAAUUGGUGAGAAUUAAGAUAUAAUUAACGCCGCGUGAUCUCAUUUGGGUUCUCGCCUGCGUGUGUAGGUUAAGAAGGGUUUCCGAAAGCUACUAAAGUUUGAAGGGUACUGCAGGAUUCCUAUCAAGGGGAACCAGUACUCCAAACUCCAAUGGGAAAUUGUGUGGCUAGGGUGAGUCUUUCAAACAUAUUGCAUGUUCUCCAAUCUUCCAUGGGAAUUUGCACGAAUAGGGACCAAGAUGAUUCAGAUCAUGCUGUAAACUUUGCUAGUGGAAAUGUACAUCUUAUAACUACCAAAGAAGGUUGGGAUGAAAAGAUAUCAGAAGCAAAUAAGGAUGGCAAGUUUGUUGUGGUGAACUUCAGUGCGUCAUGGUGUGGUCCUUGCAGAAUGAUUGCACCACUCUACAGUGAGCUUUCUGAGAAACACCCUACGCUCAUGUUUCUAACUGUCGAUGUUGAUGAGCUAACUGAAUUCAGCUCUUCAUGGGAUAUCCGAGCCACUCCAACCUUUUUCGUCCUUAGAGAUGGGCAGCAGGUCGACAAACUUGUGGGUGCCAACAAGCCAGAGCUACAGAAGAAGAUAAUGAACAUUGCCGAUUCAGUAGCCCAGGGUUCUAAAUGAUUGCUCAUUGCUUUUUCUGUGAGUAUUUAUAAACUACAUGGCUUGUCUUGUAAAUUUGUUUUUUUUUUUUUUUUCUCCUUUCAUUUUCACACCCUCAUGUCUAAAGUAUGUCAUAUCUUCUUUUGUAAAAUCAGUUGAAUCAUGAGAUGAACCCUGUAAUUUUUUGAGAACCUGUGAUGGAAUUGAGGCACUCUCUCUCUCUCUC